Molecule: messenger RNA, 2215 nt
Organism: Periophthalmus magnuspinnatus
Lineage: Eukaryota; Metazoa; Chordata; Actinopteri; Gobiiformes; Gobiidae
Exons: 7
Coding region: 83-808 (241 amino acids)
Source: RefSeq, a predicted model, not a curated record
UCGGAGCAUUGCUUAAUCCUCUGUGCAUUUUAAGAAGACAAAACUGAAAGCUCCAGUUUAAAGAGAAGAGCAAAGAGGAGGCAUGGAGAUGGAGGAGAUCGCGAAAGAGCCAGAUGCCGGAGAGGGGCCAAGUGAGACCGCCAAAACCGAAGAUGAGAUUUAUUCCAAACUGCAGAGCCCGUCCGAGGACCUGUACACCGACGCCAAGUUUCUCUCUCAACCUUCAAAGCAAAAACCUGCACUGCAGGGCGAGCGUCGGUGGAGACUGGGGUGCCUGUGCCUCGGGGUCAUCUGCCUGAUCCUGGUCUUCACCGUCAUCGUGCUGGUGAUGAAACCCCAAAAAGAGCCGCCCGCCUGUGAAGUGUCGCCGUCAAAGCCUGUCCCUCUGACCAUUCUGAUGCAGGGUUACCGCCCAAGGAGCCAAAACCAGAACUCUCUGUGCCCCGCUCGCUGGUUAUAUUCAAGUCACCUCUGUUUUUUGUUGUCGACGGACAGAAAAACCUGGGGUGACAGUCAGUCUUUCUGUCAUGGCGAGAGUGGAAGCCUGGCAGUCGUCACAGACCCCGCCCUGCAGAAAUUUCUGACUGAUAAUGGAGCUCAGGAGUACUGGGUCGGCCUGAAACGGGAGGGCGGUAGAGACUGGACUUGGGUCAACGGUGAAAGUUUUAAUGAAAACAGGUUCGAGUCUGGAGGGGGGACCUGUGCGGUGUUGAUGGGUAACAGCACCGGAAAAGCUCAGAAAACCUGGGUCAAGUUUUCCUGCGUACGCCCCAAGUACUACAUCUGUCAAAAAGCAAUGAGUAAAUGAGUGUGAAGCUUCACAUGGAUACACACUUUUAUAUCGGUUUAAUCCUCUCAAAAUGUAUCUGGAAUGUCUUGAGACUGGGAACUUUUACCCAUCUAGGACAGGGGUGUUAUAGAUGAAUGAUUUUAGAGCAGUAGUAGUAGUACCAGUAGUAGUAGUAGUAGUAGAAGUAGACAGUAGUAGUAGUAGACCUAGUUUAAUCCCUAUUUUAUUGUUUAGAUCGGGUUAAGACCUGUUUAAGACCUUGCCCAGAGCUGGUUUCACCUCGGUGUUGUCCCUGUUUAGACCUGCACUCUGUAGACACUGUUUAUUUGAUUUAAAGCUGCACUGUGUAACUUUACUCUUGCUGUGGGGCUGUGCUUUUAAACAUAUAUAUUUAUAGCAGGGCCACCACUACUUCUACAUUUGACCCAUAUGAUAUUAACUUUUACAUGCACCUCAUAAAAAAAAUGCACUAUGCAACUUUUGUUUUCUGCCACUUUCUUGUUUCUAUGGCGAAGAUGCUCUUGCUUUGCCUUGAAAGUUCCACAGUGGGGCAUUAAAUGUGCGUAUCUCAGUUGAGGGAGGGUGACGGCAGCGAAGCCAAAUCACAGGUGGAGAGGCGAGUCUCUCACUGUAAGUACGCACUUUAAUGCCAUGCUGUGGGACAUUCCAGGCAAAGCGAUACCAUCUACGUAGAAACGAGAAGGUUACACAAUGCGUCUUUAAUGGAAUACUCGUAAAAGUUAAUACUGCGUGAGUUGGAGCUUAACGAAAAAGGUUUGAGAGUUGCAGCGUAUGGGUCUAAUGCAGAUGUAAUGGCGGCUCUGCUAAAAACAUUUAUAUUUCAGGUUGAGUUUGAGUUUUAGGAAAGAGUUUGAUGGUUAAAAUGCGAGAGGUCAAAGGUCAACACAGAACGACGACGAAUGUGACGUAGGUGGUGUUCACUGAGGUCUGAUGAUGUUAUAUUUCAGCUGGAGAACGGGAAGAGGCUGAUGGAGCUCUGUUUGAAAAUGCACUGAACAUUUAUCCAAACAGAAAACCCACAACUGUUUCAUCUUUGUUUCUGUUUGGAUCUAAAAACUUGUAUUAUUUAACUGUCUUUAUAACCUGUAUUUAACUGAAUAAUAUUAAUAAUACUUUUUGACAAUAUACUAACAAAUACGACUCAAAUUACACAGAUAUUAACCAUAAAACAGGUCACACAUUUCAGGAUUCCUCGCUGUGCUCCAUGGCCAUUUUAAACUCAUGAAUGCAGCUUAUUCAGAGUUUAUAUUUAUAUUAAGAAGAAGAAGCUUAUUUUAUGUUGACAUUUGCUUUUAUCUGAAUGUAAAUCUGCCUUUUAUAAAAAACACUCUGAGUUUACUUUAUCUGCAAAUAUUCACACAUUUCUCUCAAGUUUUAUUCAGAAAUAAAAAAGUCCAUGACACC